Molecule: messenger RNA, 250 nt
Organism: Drosophila elegans
Lineage: Eukaryota; Metazoa; Arthropoda; Insecta; Diptera; Drosophilidae
Exons: 1
Coding region: 21-188 (55 amino acids)
Source: RefSeq, a predicted model, not a curated record
UUUGCUCAGUUCCAAUCAAAAUGUGGCUGCUCACACUUGGCUUCACGAUGCAGCUCCUGCUGCUCUAUUCGCUGCUGCUGCUGCUGCCCCACCCCGGAUUUUCCCUCGGAGUAAGGGAGCCCUAUAGAUACGACAGGUAUGAGGGCAACCCCUUCCUCAACCGCCCACAGAAUUUGGAGCGAAACUGAUGUGCAUAGCCGUACCAAAGGGGUUUCGAAAAAAUACAAUAAACUAUUGAAUCGCUGGGUCA